GCUUUGGCGGCCCGGGCGUGCUGGCCGGCAGCGCGCAGCAGCCGUGGUGGUACAAGUGGCUGGGGCCCCGCGAGGGCGGCCGCAAGCCGGCGGUCCCCGCGAUGCGCAUCGAGCCCAAGACCUACUUUGCCAACGAGCGCACGUUCCUGUCCUGGCUGCACAUGAGCGUCACCAUCGGCAGGUGCGGCGGUUGA
This is a messenger RNA of Monoraphidium neglectum, 194 nucleotides long. RefSeq lists its product as hypothetical. Lineage: Eukaryota; Viridiplantae; Chlorophyta; Chlorophyceae; Sphaeropleales; Selenastraceae. The annotation marks the transcript as partial. The record is from RefSeq and is a predicted model, not a curated record. The transcript has a single exon.